GAUGUGGAUGCGAGAAAAAAAAGGCCAGCAACAGUGUAACAGACAACACAGCCCCUCUGCUCCGCUCGACGUAGUAUCUCUCUCCCCCUGAAUGAAAGUGGAGCAGAGGCGAGCCGAGCCAAACCAAGCCGCAUGCUUCGCUGUGCAACAAGGCGGACAGGACGCGACAUGGACCGGCGGACAACAGCAGCCCGAGCAUCAUCCAGCGGGGACCGAGACAGAUUUUAAGGGUGCUGUUGUAUCCCCGAGGCCACAAGGACAUGAAGAACUAGAAGUAUCUGUUGAGGCCCUCCAGCUGACCUCGGGGGCUGCGUCCUGUGGGGCUUUGUUGUUGGUGGGCCAGCUGAACAGACCGUGCAUGUGAGCGAGAGGUGAUGAAAUCCAGCAUGAGGCAGUGGCGGCGGCUGGUGCUGGCGGGAAUGCUAGCCUGGGGUCUCCUCUUCCUUGCCCUCCUUUCCUACUUCCUAGAUGCUCGUGUGAAUGAGACCCUGACCUCCACUUUGCUCUCCCAGCAUCCCGACACUCGCCGCUUGGCCUCCAUACAGGCCUCCCACCAACAGCUCUCCAACCUGGGAUCCCAACCUGAGCCAGCCUCCGCCUUAACCACAUCCUACACCAGACAGGAACCAGAGCCACAGCCUUCUGCCGGCUCCACGACCCCAGAUCUCAGCCUCGAGGCGAGCCGCAGCCCCAACGGUGCCCCCUAUGCCAAUUACGCUAGCCAGGAAGCCAGUCAGCAGGACUACCUGGACCAGCAGAGUCUGGCUGCCUGGUCCUCUUUUGGUACAGAAAAUGUGGGUUCUCACUCGAACCCUGCGGCCCUGAGUCGAGAGAAAACCUCCCAGACAGCAGAGUACCAGAACCCUGUCAGCGCCACGCAAAGCCACGACGGUGGAGAAGAAGAAGAAGACGACCGGGACAAUGAAGAAGAAGAAGAACUAGGAAACAGAAUAAGGACUGCAGCGGGAGGCAGAGGGGCCGGCGGUGACUCCUCCGAUCUGGAGGAAUAUUACUUCUCAAAGUCGGCCUCUGUGGUGCAGCGUCUGUGGCGAGGCCGCGUGUCCGCCGGCAUGCUCAGUCCCCGUCUCCAGCGCGCCAUGAAAGACUACAUGAGCGCCAACAAACACCACGUUUCGUUCAGCGGGCAUCGCAGGCCGGCCCAGGGCGCCAAGGAGCUGCUGUGUCAGAUGAAAGCCCAGGCCCGGUUGAGGACCGUGGACGGGUCGGAGCAGCCCUUCUCCUCUCUCGGCUGGGGCCGUCUCAUUCCGUCUGUUCCCCUGGAGCAGCUUUACAAACAUCAGGGCCGGAGCAGCUACAAGACCUGCGCCGUGGUCACCUCGGCUGGCGCCAUCCUGCGCUCCGGACUGGGCAAAGAGAUCGAUACCCACGAUGCAGUUUUACGGUUCAACGCUGCACCCACAGAGGGAUACGAGAGAGACGUUGGAAACAAAACCACUAUUCGCAUCAUCAACUCACAGAUUUUAGACAACCCUCGACACCAGUUCAACUCAAGCUCAAUCUACAAGAAUGUGACUUUGGUGGCCUGGGACCCUGCACCUUAUACUGUCAACCUACACAAGUGGUAUGCCAGUCCGGACUACAAUUUGUUCGGCCCGUACGUGGAGCACCGCAAGCUCCACCCCGACCAGCCCUUCUACAUCCUCCACCCCAAAUAUGUGUGGAGACUUUGGGAUGUGAUACAGGGCAACACUCAGGAGAACAUCCAGCCCAAUCCUCCCUCGUCUGGCUUCAUAGGCAUCCUCCUGAUGAUGGCACUUUGCGAGGAGGUGCAUGUGUACGAGUACAUCCCUUCCAUGAGGCAGACGGACCUGUGCCACUACCACGAGCGUUAUUACGACGCCGCCUGCACACUGGGCGCCUACCACCCGCUGCUGUACGAGAAGAGCCUGAUCCAGCGGAUCAACACGGGCCCCGAGAGGGACCUGAGGAGGAAGGGACGGGUCACCCUCCCCGGCUUGAGCACCGUCAACUGUGACAUCUGAGAUAUGAAAAGUGACCCCGGACAAUACAAACACACAACGGCCUUUUUUUUUUCUGGCUGACUGAAGGGAAGAGGUGCAAUAAAGCCACAGGAGACAUGUAAGCUGAGGCUCACAAGUUUUGAAAUGAGACCCAUGAAGAACAUAAGCCAUAUCCCUCCAGGGGUGGGGGGAUCAACAUGGGAGAACUUGUCUUCAUUAAGAUGGAAUACCUGACCCACAGACAGGGCAGGAAAAAAAAGCCUCUGAGACGGGGCUGAAAAGACGUUUCUCUCUCUCUCUGCUUUUGCUGAGCCACGUUAGCUGUGGAGCUGACUAGGGUAGCAACAGAUCCGUGUUUUUUAGAUAGGCAAGUGAAUUUUCAAUAACUGGAUGUGAUUCAAUGGUGUGCUCUGUAUUUUUCAAUAGAAAGGGUGGUUCUCCACUUAAAGGAAAAACCACAGAUUCUAAUGGUGGAUAUUUGUGAUUUUAUUUUGUUCCUUCUUUUUUUUACUGGUCUAAAAAGGGUUGUGAAUAAACAGAGAUGUCAUCUGUGUUGAAUGUCCGAAAUUGAAACGUGCUCACUAACGCACACAGCAUGAAUAACACAUGCAGAAGAAGGCACACAUGAGAGAAGUCAUAUUACUGUUCAUGUCAUUGCUUUGCAUAGAGCGCUCCUCCCUGUUUGACAUUCCUCUGAUAUCUGUCAGAAGUUUAUUUUCUUGUUGUCAUGAGGGGGUUAUUCAAACAAUUGAUGUUUUUCAGGCCUCACACCAAAUGUACUCUCCUGUGCAUGCCAACCUGCCAGCUAACCUCCGCUACCAUUUGGUGUCAAGCGGUCUGUCAAUAAGAACUAAUCCCUUGGGAAGGUUCCCUCAGGAGAUUCAGAAAAUGUGUCAGAAAAUGAAAAAAAAACAGACAGAAAAGAAAAGAAGGGGAGAAGGAAAAGCUAAGGGUUUUUUUUGUAUUCGCCCCACGUACAGAAAAAGGAGCCUUCCUAUACGCUCACAGCUUAUCAAUCAGAAAGAAAACGGGGCCAAAGCGGGAUCUUCGGUGCUUAGAACGGCCGCGACCCUGUGCCUAGUGGUCAACUGAACACUUUUCCUCGGGUUGCCUUGUUGCCUGUUCGGAUAAAUGCAGUAGCAAACUGUGGGAAGUAAUGAGGAGUUCAAACUAGCUGUGGGAGCUGUGUAGUAGUAGCAGUUGAUAUUCGCUGUAUCAGGAGAUUCUCAGCUCUGCAUCAGCAACCAGCACCCCCCCCCCCCCCCCUGUUUUUGACGGUCAGUUCGCUCUUUAUUGAAUGUAAUUUUAACCGCUGCGUGCGAUGGCCAAACCCCUCCCUCCCCCUCCCCCCCUCCGGAUCUCCGCACUGCAGUGGUGUCUGCAUAUGUGCGGGGGUCAUUCUUUGGUCAUGUAACAUGCAUUAAGCUCAUUUCCUACACUAUAUUUAUGUCUCAUAUUUCCUAGAUCCUCUAAUAGCGGCAUGCACCGUGUCUGCAGCUCGGAGUGGAGACAAUAACAAAAGAGGAAUUCAAACUGGUAAUAUCAUCAAAAUUGCUUUGUCUGCAGCGAGGAUAAUUUUCAUGUUUACAGCUAGAGAAAGAUCUUCAGCAAGCUGUGAAGGGUUAUUAGCUCAGCGUGGAGAGGAGAGGAGAGGAGAGGAGGGCUGGUUGUGAUUUUCUGCUGCAGAUGUUCGGUCUUCAGAAAAAAAAUCUUGCCUAUGAACGAAGAUUUUCAUUAUUUUUUUUACUGCUAAGUGUGCUAUUCUACAAAAAAUGUUCUCGUGCCAUUUGGUUGUGGUUUCGGUGUAAAGAUGUGAAAAGUUGUCAGAGAAAUGUUUCUUUGAAUAGUCAGUCAUGUUGAAUUAGAUGACCUUGUAGUAGUUUCUGGCGUAGGAGUUGACUUGAUGUUGAGAAGGGCUGGGUAUCAUCGUACACAUUUGUACAAAUAUGUGUGUCCUGUUUUCUAUGAAACAACCAGAAAAAUGUUGAAUUCAGUUGGUACUCGUUAUAGGGAAGAGGAAAGCUAGGACCGAGUAUUUGGUUCAAAUUUAGAGAUGGUUGGGCUAUAAAUAAAAUCAACUUCACAUUUUUUACAAUUUUACCCUGAUAUUUUGUAUGUUGCGAUAUAGUGAUUAAAAGAAAUCUGUUAGGGAACUCAUGUGAGAUUAUCAGGCAGUAUUUAGUCAAACUAAGUCUAUCUUAACAUCCUAUAAUAAAUGGACAAAACUCAGCUCUGUUGAAAAAUGUCAACAAGAAAAUGACAGAAGAUUAUAAUAUUUCUGAAGAUUGGAUUUAGUAGUGUUGCAUAGGAUUUCAUUGCUUUUAAUGAGGUAGACCUAUACUGUAAUUAAGCAUCUACUGAGUUUAUGUAUUGAUGAGCAUAACCUGAUGGAUUCAUCGUGUUACAUACAUGACAAUAGUAUUUCAUCACAUUGAUGCAAAGUCCUGUAGAUUUAAUUUUGCCAUAAAGCAAUUCUCAUUGAUUUGCAUUUGUCAAAAUUGGAUAGAAGUAUCUCUAACAGUAGACCCCCCCCUUGAUCUGAGAUUAUUUAUAUGUAUGGUGGUAAUAUGACGGAUUCUAAUGCAACAAAUGUGUUCUGCUCGGAUUGCGAAAACUAGUUUGGUUUUGAUGCCCAGCCCCGGUUUCAGUGGAACUAUUUUUGCAUGUUAUUAAGAAGUCUUGCGACAAGGGAACCCUGUGAAGUCAGCUGAAGUUAGAGGACUGCACCAGAGGAUUAGUUUAGAGUCUGAAGAAGUUUUUUGAAAGCUUGAGGAGAUUAUCUUUUAUUUGGGAUAACACAGGUUCUCAGCUCUGCUGUAGGUUUUCUCUGUUGAAAUAAACUAAUCAUAUAUUCAAUUGCUUGAUUGUAACACACUGAAGGUGCAAACCCCCCUUGGACAUUAUUAUUCAUGUAUAUUUCUAAUAACUUUUGAUUACUUUCCCAAUGCACAGAGCAUGUAAAUCAGGAUCAGGGCUAAUAGUCUUCAACUGUGUGUGCUGUACUGUGCUGCAGGAGGACACCAUUGUCAUUAACGUUUUGAGAGGAGAUCCUGAUUUAAGGUUUUUUUUCUUUUACUCGGGUAGUGUUUUGCAUAACUGUAGAGUGUGCUUGUGGGCAGUGAAAUCCCAUCAAGAUGGGUCUGCAGCUAACAGUAGUUUCCUGGGAGCACUUGAGAACGUACAAUAUCUUCUGAAUUUUUCAUUUUUUACGUCUUAAUAUUGUGCCAAAUUCCAAUCACUCGUUUCGUCUUAGAAGUGUUAAACAAGGAGAGGAAGGGAGACUUCAGAGUAAUAGCAGGACUUCUAAGGUGCUAUUGCUUUUUUGGGGGAUUUUCUUAAAAUGGAACUUGAUGUCUUACUCUUUUUUAUCUCCUCGAGAACGAUUGCAUCGGCGUCAGUAAAUAAAGGACGUACUUCCCUGACACAUGACGUCGACUUUUUUUUUUGUUUUCCCCGGGAGAUGAGGACAUAUUUAAAGACACUCUCCAUUCUUUACUUUCAAGGCCUUUUUUUUCAUGUCUUUUGUUUACUCAGUAUCGUGGGAAUUGCUGCACCACACUGCCUCCUGAGGAUUGUUACACAUUAAAGAGACUCCUGCAGUGUCUUACUGUACUCCUGAAAAGAAGGGAAGAACAGAACAGAAGCGUCUGCGCCUGGAGAGAGAAUACGAGUGAAGGUCCUGUUUCACUCCCAGCAGCCUUAGGGUGUCCUUCUCGACUUUUGAUUUGUUGAUUUGUGAAUUCUCUUUCUUCUUACACUUGAAUCGAUAUUUAAAAUAGACCAUUUGUAUGAUUUCAGCUGUUGUGAUUUGGACUUUUUUUACCAUGUAAAAUAAAGUUGUUGUCUACGUCGAG
Molecule: messenger RNA, 5836 nt
Organism: Labrus bergylta (ballan wrasse)
Lineage: Eukaryota; Metazoa; Chordata; Actinopteri; Labriformes; Labridae
Gene: st6gal2a
Product: ST6 beta-galactosamide alpha-2,6-sialyltranferase 2a
Biological process (GO): sialylation
Cellular component (GO): Golgi apparatus
Molecular function (GO): beta-galactoside alpha-2,6-sialyltransferase activity
Source: RefSeq, a predicted model, not a curated record